UCGAGCCGCACUGAUCACCCAACAUCUCACGCAGACGCACGCUCACCGGUCCUUAACCUGUAACUUCAUCAGCAUGGAGGACAUCAUUUUUGACUUUGACAACGGUACAUACAACAACUCGGAGGAGUCUGGAGACUUUGAGCUGGACUACCAGGAGGCGUGUGACACAGCGCUGAGCGCCGACUUCAACAAGAUCUUCCUUCCAACGGUGUACGGAAUAAUCUUCAUUCUGGGAGCAAUUGGAAAUGGAUUAGUUGUGGUAGUCAUGGGCUAUCAGAAAAAGGUGAAAACAAUGACGGACAAGUACCGGCUCCAUCUGUCUGUGGCUGACCUCUUGUUCGUCUUCACGCUGCCCUUCUGGGCCGUGGACGCGGCCAAAACCUGGUACUUUGGAAGCUUCCUCUGCGUGUCUGUGCACGUGAUCUACACGGUCAACUUGUACAGCAGCGUGUUGAUCCUCGCCUUCAUCAGUCUAGACAGAUACUUGGCAGUUGUUCGAGCCACAAACAGCCAAACCACAAGGAAGCUGCUCGCGAGCAGAGUGAUCUAUGUGGGUGUGUGGCUGCCUGCCAUCAUACUGACCGUCCCCGACCUGGUGUUUGCCCGGGUUCAGAAUGCGGGCUCUUCAAAUUUCUUCCUGACAGACGAAGGUGAAGACACGGCGUACUCCAGGACUAUCUGCGAGCGCAUCUACCCGGAGGCAACCAGUCUCAUAUGGACAGUCGUGUUCCGCUUCUGGCACAUCCUGGUGGGCUUCAUCCUGCCUGGCCUCGUCAUCCUCGUCUGCUACUGCAUCAUCAUCGCCAAGCUGUCCCAAGGCACCAAGGGCCAGGCGCUGAAAAAGAAAGCGCUGAAGACCACGGUCAUCCUCAUCCUGUGCUUUUUCACCUGCUGGCUGCCCUACUGCGUGGGUAUCUUCCUGGACACCCUCAUCAUGCUGAACGUGGUCCCGUCAUCUUGCGCGCUGCAGCAGGCGGUGGAGAAGUGGAUUUCAAUCACCGAGGCUCUGGCUUACUUCCACUGCUGCCUAAACCCCAUCCUCUACGCUUUCCUGGGAGUUAAGUUUAAGAAGUCAGCCAGGAGUGCGCUGACAGUCAACAGCAGAUCAAGUCAGAAAGUGACUCUCAUGACAAAAAAGCGAGGGCACAUUUCUUCUGUGUCAACCGAGUCAGAGUCUUCGAGUGUGCUGGCCAGUUAACUAAUGGCCAACUUCACAGUCUGUGACUUCAUCCACUCAGGAGAGAGAAAAAAAGCUAAGCUUUAAUUUCAAAGAACUUACUACAUUUUGUACAGAUGUAAAAGAAGAGCAUUUUUUUAAAACACAUUUGGAGUUGUUUGCCUUGAUUACUGCAAUUAUACGUGUUGUGAGGGAUUUCAUUGUAUUUUUGCCACUUUUUGUUUGCCUCAAUGCAGUCUGUGUCCUCAGGCAGUGCCUCAUUUCUAUUCAUUCCUCCCAACAAUCAAGAUCCAUUAUCCCUGUUUUCAUCUUUACGAUAGGUGAAGCUAUAUCAAAGCUCAGGCAUACAAUACCCUUUUUGUGUUUGCAGGAAUGGUAGCGUCUUUUGUAAAUAGUUUCGUAGCAUUUUUGUGUUUGCAUUUGUGUUGUGUGAUUACCUAAAAACUAUUUAUUGCUGUCAUCCACACUGGAAGUCUGUAAAGAAAAACUGCGAGCUGCUUGUGUUUUGUUGUUUCUUUUUUUAAUUCUGAAUAUUUUUUGUAAAAAAUAAAACUUUUCAGUUCUUCUCAUGAAA
Molecule: messenger RNA, 1751 nt
Organism: Salarias fasciatus (jewelled blenny)
Lineage: Eukaryota; Metazoa; Chordata; Actinopteri; Blenniiformes; Blenniidae
Product: C-X-C chemokine receptor type 4
Exons: 2
Coding region: 74-1198 (374 amino acids)
Biological process (GO): G protein-coupled receptor signaling pathway; positive regulation of cytosolic calcium ion concentration; brain development
Cellular component (GO): membrane; external side of plasma membrane
Molecular function (GO): C-C chemokine binding; C-C chemokine receptor activity
Source: RefSeq, a predicted model, not a curated record